Messenger RNA from Sclerotinia borealis F-4128, 1881 nucleotides. NCBI's taxonomy places the organism in Eukaryota, Fungi, Ascomycota, Leotiomycetes, Helotiales, Sclerotiniaceae. The record is from the annotation of a GenBank genome assembly.
AUGGAUAUCGUCAAUCAGGUGACGAUCAUAGGGGCAGGCCCAGCAGGUCUCAUGCUAGCCUGCACUCUCGCACGCUAUGGAAUCCAAGUCCAAAUUCUCGAUGAUAGGCCCUCCUCCACUGCAACCGGUCGAGCCGACGGCUUGCAACCGAAGACUAUUGAGACACUCAAGCAACUCGGUCUUGCAUCUACUUUGCUCGAGAAGGGGGUCAAGGUGUAUGACAUCUGUUUUUGGAAAUCGACAGCGACUGAGAAACUACAUCGUACGGCCAGGGAAAUCCAUUAUCCAGCCGAUGUAGUAGAUUUGUUAGAUCCACAUCUUCUACUCAUACACCAAGGAAUGAUCGAAGAUGUAUUUAUCCAAGAUCUAAUAGCCCGAGGAGUUGAAGUACAGAGAAAUUCCUCGUUCCUUAGAUUCAAGAAGCCGACGUCUGAAAAUGAAGAUAUACAUGUAGAGUACAAAGAUAUUCAAAGCGGCGAAACGAAGUUUUUGAAGACGCAAUAUCUAGUGGGUUGCGAUGGCGCCCAUUCGAACGUCAGGAAAUGCCUGGAUGGCGCAGAGAUGGAAGGAGACCAAAGUGGAAGUGUAUGGGGUAUCUUGGAUGCUGUAAUUGAGACGGAUUUUCCAGAUUUGUGGAGCAAAACUGUGGUGCAGGCUGAGACGGGUGCAAUUCUUGCCAUACCACGGGAGCGAAAUAUGACGAGACUCUAUAUUGAGUUACAAGAUACGGCGGAGGAGAACUCCAAAAAGGUUGUUCAGGACUUUGUGAUGAAGAGAGCCGAGGAGAUUUUCAGUCCAUACGUAUUGAAAUGGAAGCGCAUUGAAUGGUUUGCUGUUUACAGAUUUGGUCAAAGAGCUGCCAAACGCUUCUCGGACGAUGCUCAACGGAUUUUUAUUGUUGGAGAUGCCGCGCAUACUCAUUCCCCAAAAGCAGCGCAAGGUAUGAAUGUAUCGAUGCAUGACUCUUUCAAUCUUUCAUGGAAAUUGGCUCUUACCAUUAAAUCUUUUGCACUCCCCUCUCUUCUGCAAACGUACACGCAAGAACGACAAGCUGUUGCUCGAGACCUCCUCGCGUUCGACUUUGAACAUGCCAAUGCUUACUCUGCGGGCGAUCCUAAAGCACUAGCCGACAAUUUUGCGCAGAAUGUUAGGUUUAUCUCUGGACUUGCGGAAUAUGGCGAGAAUGUUCUAAAUAUUCCAGAAGUUGUUGCAAGAGUUCGUUCAAAGACAGAAUCGCUUUCAAGUUAUCGAGUACGUACAAAAGGUCAAAGACGUGGAGGUAUACUGAAAGCUGGUGCUCUACUGCCACCGGCUAGGGUGACCAGGUACAUUGAUGCGAAUCCCGUCGAUUUGCAACUCGAUAUUCCUUUGCUGGGGCAAUUUCGCAUCUUUUUCUUCACGCCAAACGUUCACCGGUGGUCUGUUUGUUUGGAACACAUUUUUCAGAAGCUCUCUGAUCCCACAAAUUCCUUCGGUCGCAUUUCUACUGCAGCGCAUCCAUUCACACCACAAGAGACAGAAAUGGAUGAAUAUAAUCAGCCAAACAGGUAUAUAGGUGUAGGCAAGCUGUUCACAUAUGCAUUGGUGACAAAGAUGGAAAAGGAUGAAUUCGAAAUUGUAGAUCUACCGGUAAGCUUGCAAGAUAGCAGAUGGACCAUUUAUCUUGACGGUCUUGGUAAAUAUGGAGAAAGCUGUACCAAAAAAUGGGUAGGCGAUGUCGAGGAUGAUGAGAUGGUUGUUUUGAACAUCAGACCCGAUGGAUACGUUGGGUCCUCCAAUAGAUUUGAGGUUGGAGAAGAAAGUGAUGGCGACGGAGAGAGUACUGGUGAGAAGGUAGUAAAAUGGUUGGAGGAAUAUUAUGGUGGGUUCUUGAAAAGUUGA